GUCACUUAUAUCACAAGGCUACAGGUGCCUUUAUUUCCACUGUACGCUGGUGCUGGGAGCUCCUGCCUUCUCUUGCCUUGAAAGCCUUCCCUUUGGAGCUAGCCACCGCUGUCCUCACGGUGAUGUUGGACUCAGUGACACAUAGCACCUUCCUGCCCAACACGUCCUUCUGCGACCCCCUGAUGUCGUGGACUGAUCUCUUUAGCAAUGAAGAGUAUUACCCUGCCUUUGAGCAUCAGACAGCCUGCGACUCCUACUGGACUUCAGUCCCCCCGGAAUACUGGACUAAGCGCCACGUGUGGGAGUGGCUCCAGUUCUGCUGCGAUCAGUACAAGCUGGAUACCAGCUCCAUCUCCUUCUGCCACUUCAACAUCAGCGGCCUGCAGCUGUGCAGCAUGACACAGGAGGAGUUUGUGGAGGCGGCCGGCGUCUGCGGGGAGUACCUGUACUUCAUCCUGCAGAACGUCCGCACACAAGGUUACUCCUUUUUUAACGAUGCUGAAGAGACCAAGGCCACCAUCAAAGACUAUGCUGACUCCAACUGCUUGAAAACAAGUGGCAUCAAAAGUCAAGAAUGUCACAGUCACAGUAGAACAAGUGCGGUGGCUCACACCUGUAAUCCUAGCACUCUGAGAGGCCGAGACAGGUGGAUUGUUGGAGGUCAGAAGUUUGUGACCAACCUGAGCCAGAGUGAGACCCCAUCUCUAAAAAAAAUAGCUGGAGGCCAGGCCCAGUGGCUCACACCUGUAAUCCCAGCACUCUGGGAGACCGAGGCCUCCAAAGUUCUCAUCUAUGGGAAUUUGUACGAGACCUGCUUCUGUCUCCUGAGGAAAACUGUGGCAUUCUGGAAUGGGAAGAUAGGGAACAAGGUAUUUUUCGGGUGGUUAAAUCAGAAGCCCUGGCAAAGAUGUGGGGACAAAGGAAGAAAAACGACAGAAUGACAUAUGAAAAGUUGAGCAGAGCCCUGAGAUACUACUACAAAACGGGAAUUUUGGAACGGGUUGACCGAAGGUUAGUGUACAAAUUUGGAAAAAAUGCACAUGGGUGGCAGGAAGACAAGCUAUGAUCUACUCCAGGCAUCAAGCUCAUUUUAUGGAUUUCUGUCUUUUAAAACAAUCAGAUUGCAAUAGACGUUUGAAAGUCGUCUUUAAAAAAAGUGUGCAAACAUGCUGAUAACAUUUGUCCACAUCUCAGCUUACAUUUGGAUUCAAAGUUGUUACUUACUUGGGGUGAUGGCAGUGACCCUUAAAAAAUCCUUUUCCCCCCCCCAAGGGGAGGAGGGGAUGACGUUUUAUGGUACCUUGAUCAAACAUUAUUUCCCUAAUCAAGAGUUGCAGAAACACAAUAGUCAAUGCCAUUGGUGCUGAUCAGAGAAAACCGAUUCAAUUUUGCCAUUAGAGCCACAUCGAAUACUUCUAUCCAAAGGUUCAAAAGUUUUCAAAUGGUGAACUGUGGCAGCUCACAAAAGGGGAAAAAUGUGAUUAGUUUUGUAGUUUAUAGAAGAGAGUGAGAUAGAAGACAUAUAUUCUUUAGAUUUUAAAUCAUUACAGUCAAAUUUCACAGAAAAGUUUCUUCAUUAAUAAAAGAGCUAAGCCAUCAAGCUGGGAUAUAAUUGAGUUUAUGAUGUUACUAAUAAGUUUCUUAACCAGAGUAUCUUUUUGACCAUUUAGCAGAACUCUCAGGGCCAUCCUUCCAGAACUAAACACUUAAAAGUCAGCUACACUAUUAGUUGUUGCUGGGUUUAUUUCCCCUCCUCUCCUAAGUGAUGGUUGGCAUCACAUAUGCAAAGAGUUAGUCAAUAGAUAUGUAUAUCAACUUCCAAAUCACUAGUGUUUCUAUGAUUCAAACUGUCAACACAAUAAAAUUGUAAUUCAUUGAUUCCGUCUGUGGUCAAGAUGUUAAACCUUUCCAGAACUGGAAAUGUCCCAAGAACUCUGUAAUGGCCAAUUAAAUUGUGAGUCUCUUUUGUCUUCCUACCUGAUGUAUACUCGAUCGCUAAAACACAUAUUUCCUUGACAAAAAUAAUAACAGUGAAUUUACACCAAUAAAUGUUCAUGGGUUAAAGUCUGCACUGACAUUUCUCAUUAGUCACCGGUAUGUAAGUAAUUGAUAACUACAACUAGGUGGACUGCCCCUGGGACUUCUAUUUCACCACAGCCAGAAUCGUCAUGUGAGGAGGCACUGAACCUCUACACAAGCUGAAGGUCUCCGUAUCUAGAGCUUACUUUCAAAAGUAACUUGUUUUUAAAAAUGUGAAUUAUUGUAAAAUAAUCUAUUUUUUGACUCAUGUGUUUUUCAGGUGGAUAUAGUUUGUAAACAAUGUGAAUAAAAUAUUUAACAUGUU
Messenger RNA from Nycticebus coucang (slow loris), 2344 nucleotides. RefSeq names its product E74 like ETS transcription factor 5 (gene ELF5). The coding region runs from base 123 to 941 and encodes 272 amino acids. Lineage: Eukaryota; Metazoa; Chordata; Mammalia; Primates; Lorisidae. The transcript has 8 exons. Gene Ontology annotation, molecular function: DNA-binding transcription factor activity, RNA polymerase II-specific; sequence-specific DNA binding. Gene Ontology annotation, biological process: cell differentiation; regulation of transcription by RNA polymerase II. Gene Ontology annotation, cellular component: nucleus. The record is from RefSeq and is a predicted model, not a curated record.